UUUCUCUUCUUUUUUUUUUCCUCUCUUUACUUCAAUGUCUAACAAGGUCGCUCAUCAAGAUAAAAGACAUGACCUUAGUUUGACCUUAAUAUAUCAAUCGCUUCAAAAACCACACUCCUCAACAAGUGUUGCCUGUCGUCACGAUCUACACACGGCUUCGGUCAAACAACUUGAUUACACUCUACGAAAAAUAAAAAGUUAUACGAAGCAAGCGACUUGGCCACCUCGUCGGCUUGUACGUUGCCUUGAUUAUAUUUUCACUCAUGGGUUUAAAUCGUCACCCGAUUUACAAGAUCUUGUUCAAUUACCAUCACUCAAGGCCUGUGUGCGCUGGGUUUUGACUGCAGUAGACGAGGAAUCAGAGUUAGGCACCGUGAAAUUCAUUUGCAACUUGCUUGAAACGCUUGCUACAAAGCUACCUGAUUCUCCUUACACAGUAGAUAUCUUAACCGAAAUAAAGGCACGCCAUGGUCCCAAACUACUUUUAGACGGGUCUAAUCACGCUAACCAUGCUGUCCGUACUUAUAGUAUUAGAGCCUUAUCAGCCAAAUUACAGUUUUUUGCCAAACAUCUGAUCACUUUAGACGCCUAUGCAAUAUUAUCUCAAUCCCUGUUCGACAUACCUAAUUUAUUGCACCUCUUAAUGCUGAAGCCGCCUGUAUCCGAUGCUUCACAAAAGCGAGCAGAGUUAGAACAAUGCAUCAUGACUUGUCGACUGUUAGAAUCGAUCUUUAAAUAUGAACAAUUAGAUCAAAUUUCAGAACAACGAAAAUCUUUUGCGGAUUCCCAAGUCUUUUUCAAACUAGUAUUUGUAUGGCAUCAGGUAUGUCAUCAUGAAUACGCUAUCUUGAUGAAUGAUCAGGCACCUCUCAAGAUCAAAAAUGAGCAAUGGUUGAUUUAUUCACUUACGACCAUUAUCCAAAAAUGCACAUGUAUAUCACAAAAGGCUGCUAGUUGUGUAGCUACAGAGGGGCCUCGCUCUCAAUGGCAGCCUUACAUGACUUUACUUUUACAACGUUGGAUUCGUGGCACUUGUUGUUCAAUGAAUACCGUUGUAAUUACACAAGCUACUUUAAACACAGAAAAGAGCAUACUGAAAAAGCUUUUGCAAAUAUCUUUAGAUAUGGCGCCAAUUUUACACCACCACAUGUUUUGGCAAGAUUAUGUAGAUCAGACCGUUUGCGAUUUAACAAAUUUUUUUAUGGCCUUCAUUUCACAACCCAUUUUACCAGAACAAGCCGCCACAAUUGGCACCCAAUCCACCUUAUUGCAUACCAACCUCUGUAUCGACGUCGAAGAGCGUGGAUUUACUGUCACGGGGGAAAUGCUAAACACACACCAAGAUCUCCUUGUUUUGCUAUUCGAAUCGUUUAUUCAACAUGUGCAAUUAGCGUCUGUUGAAUUCAUAAAGUUGAUAUCAGGCCGCGUUGCUUGGUGCUUAAAAUCCAUCUUGAACGUACUCUUAAAAGCCAGUCAACUAGAAACCUCGGGACUUCGUACACGUAUUUUGAAAUUGAUCGUGUUUUUUCUGCACUAUUAUGAUGCUAUCGAUAUCCUAGCCACUUCCACCACAUCAAUCUCUCCCUAUGUAUGGGGUCCCACCAUUGAAUUGGCCAAAAAUGGAUUACUGACAGCCAUGUCACUCUCUCUUGACACCGAUCUUACAACUCAUCAAACCAAUGUUAUCUACAAAGCUAAACGAGCAUUUGUAUCUCUCGAAAUGAUUUCGACCCACCCAAGGGCAUGCGAGAGAUUGGUGGAUUGCAACGUGCUACAGUUGGUUGAUAUCUCAUUAAUACCAUCAGGAGAUAUCAUGGAAAAGACAUCCUCUCUAUUGGCUGUGUAUGCACUAUUUGUUAGAUUUAUUGCUGCAUUAUCAAGAAGAACAGCGUUUGUUAGAACUCGGCUAAGAGAUGAAUGCAAUUUGUUUCCAAUGAUCAUGAAGCUGUUACAAGAAGCCAUUGAGCAUAAGGAGGCAAAAGGGGAUGAUACGACUAUAAGACUAGGCUGGACUCAUGUCAUAUCCAGCUGUUUAUUAGUAGUAAGUUCGUUCCAAUACGAUGAUGCUUCUAUGAGAAUGUGGCUUUCUUGGAUUCAAGGGGAUCAGAGUGAUGACACAGAGAUGGCCGACGUAGAUUCAACAAUGCUACCCGCUUCUAAACCAAGACAUGCAUCUAUUCUGCCUUCCAUAUUAACCAUAUUAUUUCCUUGGAGAUCAAAAGAAUUGGAUAUCAAGGAGGUUUUGAAAUCAAGCGAUCAUUAUCAGGUCAUUAUUUUGGCAGCUCAAGUACUGGACCAGUUAUCAGGAAUUCCACUAUGUGGUCGACAAAUGAUCAUGGAUGAUACUGCGCUCAGUAAUUUAUCAAGCCUAAUGAUUGCACUUACAACAGCAGCUGUGUGCAAGGAAAAGAUGCAAAUAGAUCAAAGUACGAUGGUAAUGUGCAAAGACAAAAUUGAAGGACAAGCGCUAGAUGAGUUUACGGAGACGAUGAUGACGGAGGGAGAUAAACCUGCAGUGACGGAAGAAUCUCUAAACUAUCAAUGUGCUGGAUACUUGCGUAAAAGCGCGAUUCGUAUGUUGACUUGUCAUGAUAAUAUCCAGUUUACGAUCCUCAGCGAUGCAUUCACCACUUUCUUUUGUUCGAUGCUUCAACACCCAGCUACAGGUACCUCCCAUGAAUAUUGGCGUCGAGCGAUUUGUGAGGAUUUAUAUGAAAAGAAGUUUUCGGAUUUUAUGAGUUUGUAUAAAUUUACAGAGGUAUCAGGUGAUCAUGCCAUUAAAUUGAAUGAAUUUACGGCUAUUGCUGUAGGUUAUUCUACUAUUGGGGCGACUACGGCCGAAGAAUGGAAUUUGGCGCUUGGUGUGUCAAUUUUAGAAGGAGGAAUAGUAAAUAGUAAACAUAUCUUUGGCAUCUUCUGUCAAAUGUUAGUGUACGAACUUGAAGAAGAAGAAGAAAAGGUGUCUGAUUCAUUACUGACGUUAAUUACGCCGUUCCGAAGAAAUGCAGCUGCACAAGUGAUGGAGAGUCUGGCGUUUGAAUUCGAGAUUAUAUGGCAAACUGAAACAGACUCGAUACGAGAUACAGGGUUUUCAGCCAAUUGUCUGCAGCUUCAAAACCCUGUUGAAACUGUUUAUUUUCGUGCAGAUGAUUCAAGUGAAGUGAUACCAGGUAAUCGACAACUUUUGCGGGCUAGGUCACCUAUUUUUGAGGCGCUGUUAAGCUCUGACUAUGCGGAAGAAAGCCAUUUGGCAUCGUCACAAGCAAUCCUUUUACAUGAUGUAACGUUUCACGGUUUAAAGUUAUUUAUAUCCAUCAUUCAUCAAUUGAACGACGAGUCUUCUGAUGUUCUCGAUACAUCGAUUACCCAUUGGCCGGAUAUUGUGGAGCUGCUUCAGAUAUCGGACAGGUUUGGAUCCACACUUGUGAAACAGCGCUGUGAACAUUGGGUGUUGGAUAGAGUUAAACAUUUGCAUACAAUCACUCCACAAGAAAGGCGUAUUUAUUUAGAAGGCUUAUUAUGCCUCUAUCGUCAAUGUCGGGAUCCAAUCGAAUCAGAUGGCGGUAUUACAUCAAAUACGUGGCCGUUUGCUGUCUUGACAAGAGAAUCAUUAAAAGCCAUCAGUCAAUACAUGACAGAAUCAUGUCAAACGGAAGAAUUUAUUAAAAUGGUGAACGAGAAAGAUUUUGAGGAGCUGGAUUCAUUUUGUGAUGGUUUAGCUUCGUUAAUUAAAAAAUAAAUUUUUUGUUGAUU
Messenger RNA from Mucor mucedo, 3753 nucleotides. RefSeq lists its product as uncharacterized. The coding region runs from base 35 to 3739 and encodes 1234 amino acids. The record is from RefSeq and is a predicted model, not a curated record. Gene Ontology annotation, molecular function: protein binding. NCBI's taxonomy places the organism in Eukaryota, Fungi, Mucoromycota, Mucoromycetes, Mucorales, Mucoraceae. The transcript has a single exon.